GAUGUAGACGAAUGCAAAAAUGGCGACAACAAGUGCGACUUAAAAGCAGCACAUUGCGUAAAUAAACCAGGAUCCUACUCUUGUCAGUGUAAAGAAGGCUAUCAACAAAUUGACAACUACACCUGCACUGCCUUCACGUCAUGUAAUGUAUUAACACUCACUGGUCUGCAGACGCCGCUGUCCAAAACGUUUCUUCUAUGUAGUGGUAACGAAGAACAUAAUUUGUUUCAUGCAAGCUAAUAUCUGACUAUGAAAAGCUUCCAUUUACCGACGGUAAAAUUACAGUAAAUGUAUGAAGGAAAUCUGGGGGAAAUCGACUUUGGUUCGAGUUUGCGGGAAGUUCGAGUUAGCGAGGGUUCGACUGAGUUAUCGGGAGUCAAAGAAUACUUCGUUCUAUUUCAGAAGCCUUACAAUUGCAAAUUUUGUUAGAAUAAAGCUAUAGCGAUUAUUUGAUCGGAGGAAAACGUUUCCUUCAAGCAAUAAGCUCAUUUUAUUAUGUCAGUCUUGCAAAGAAGGCUGUUACAGUUUAGUAAUUACUUAUGUAUUCUAACCAACAUUUGCUCUUUUUAGCAAAGAUGUGCAGCGGGAGUGAUGCACUUGGAAUGGAGAGCGGCAAGAUUAAAAACCAAUCUAUCACAGCCAGUUCCCACUAUCCCCAGUAUCCUCCUUGGGCAGCGCGGCUUCGAUCCGGGAUUGCUAAAGGUUGGUACGCUUUUCCAUAUGACCCGUUGCCAUGGAUACAAGUGGACCUUGGAAAGCAAACUUGGCUGAAAGGUGUAGCGACACAAGGCAAGAUGUUCUCAAUGUAUGUGACUUCAUACAAGUUGGCGUAUUCGCAGGACCAAGUCACAUGGUUUUACUACCGAGGUGACAGUGACAACGAUAAGGUAGGGCCGGUCAAAAGUGUGUCUUGUCCUAAACAUAUUGUUAUUUGACUCGGGAGAAUGAACAUGGACUAAAGACUUCAUUAAAAACAGCAAGAUCAAUGCGACAAAAUAAAUGCAUCCGCAAAUAGCUUAACAAAUAAAUAAACCCCGUCUUUCAGAUGGUAUAACGCUGUCCGCUAUGAAGUCAUAAAAUUUGCUCACAAGUCUAUUAAUUAAAAGCUAUCAGGCUCUUGGAGGAAAGUACUUAGCCCACCCCCUAAAGUUGUUUACAUUUUUAAAGUCACGUGAUAUUAUUGCACGAUGAGCGAGAAGUUGUACGCUACAAGGCGGGAAGGAUUAUUAAAACUGCUGAACGAGAUUUUUAUAUCUUCCUUUCUGUUCUACGAAACAACCUGCCUGUUACAUUCCCUUGGUCACCAGAAGCUCCUCACAGCCAGCGUCAGUAGGUCACUAUAGCAGCUCCUCAGAACAUUGUAAUUCCUGUAUUGUAAUUGAAACAAGUUGUAUUGUAAUUACCAUAUUGCAAAUAACCUAAUCAAGACUUGGUGGAAAUGCAUCCAUACGUAUUUUCUAACUCAUGAAGAUCCUUUACUUUUUAGGUUCUUAAUGGAAACAAAGAUCCGUACCGAGUGGUUACAAACAGUUUGCCGAGACCAAUUCACACUCGCUUCGUGCGACUGUACCCUCUUUCUUGGAAUGACGCCCUUGUUAUGAAGCUUGAGUUGUACGGUUGCAUUUCUUCGUAA
Messenger RNA from Porites evermanni, 1633 nucleotides. Lineage: Eukaryota; Metazoa; Cnidaria; Anthozoa; Scleractinia; Poritidae. The record is from the annotation of a GenBank genome assembly.